CUCCCCUCCCCCCAUCCUCUAAGAUCACACAAUCGGCGCUGCUCCUCGCUUCCUCCUCUUCCUCCUUCCCGUUGUCACUCACGACUGGAGAAGCACGCGUUUUAUCCGCCGGCCUGGUUUCUCACCGACAAGACAAAAAAAACCACAGCAAUGAUGUCUAAGAAGACCCCCCAGUGCUCUGCAGUGGAUCAGUCGGAGCAUGAUCAGCCUCCCAGCCAGUGUCAGGUGGACCGGUCAGCGAACGCAGCACUGGGGUGUAGGAACAAGGUUGAAUCAGGUCAAAGAAAUGGAGAGACAGCAUCAUCAUCCCCAGAGAGCGGCAGCUUGAACGGAGAUGGAAAGCGUACCGGGAAAAGCCGCCGCCGCAAAAAACGUUCAUCCAAUCCCGAGAGUCGCCCUGAGGGGAAGGUUGACAGCAAGACCAAGAAUGAAGAGAAGCCAGACAAAAGAACCAGCCAGCCACCUGACCCCUGUGCUGGGCUGAUUGGCCUGCAGUCUGAGUGUGCUAAUGUGUGGUUUGAGCGCAGCAUCUAUGAGCAAGCAGAGAGCCUCUACCAGUGCUGGUUGGCGAGCUCCUCCAAUGGGACCACCCAGUCAAACCGGUCACCUCCAGCCGCAGGAAAACCCUCAAACUCUCCAUCCACAGUGGGGCCAUCUUCCUCGGGACUGGUGUGCCACCAUGGCGAUCAGGUGGCCUGCCACCAUGUCGUCCAAGCUGUGUGGGUGAACAAGACGACAUUUGACCAAGCAGAACGCCGCUUUGUUGAAGAAUCCAUGCCGUCCAUUCCAAACUCUCUGGACCUCCCAUCCCAGCCUAACCGCUCCAUCACGCCCAGAACACCUGACGAAGGAUAUCAGUCUUUAGCGCCGACUCCUGCUACCCCCGUCAUCCAACAAGCAGCUGUCACGCCAACCAAUCGACAGUCAAUUAAUGGACUACCCCGCAUCCCUGUGGAGCUGCUUAGAGAUGUGUGGCUGGAGAAACCGCUGUAUGACCGCGCAGAAGCGGCGUUCUACCAGAAUCUCUACGGUAACAAUUCCUCAAAACGGUCCAGCUGUGCCUCCACUUCCAGAAGUAGCGACCACCCUCAAAGCCUCGUAGAAGAGGAGGAGGAGGAGGAAGAUGAGGAGGUGUUGGUGGAGGAAAAACGGGUGGUCCCGCAGGGCAAAGCAGAAGUCUUCCACGCUCUGCUCCCUAUUCAGGAGGAAGAGGAGCCACCUGAGGUCCCAGCGAAGGAAGAUGUGUCGGGGGCCGGAGUCCGCUACUUUGUUCAUCCAGACAGCGAGCGCGUGUGGCUGGACAAGUGGCGGUAUGAUGCUGCAGAGAGUCGUUUCCAUGGUUACAAUGGCAGCGAAGCUGAGGUGGUGAAGAAGGCUCGGAGGCCAGAGGCAGCAUCAGUUGCCUCCGCCGCCCCGCAGAGGGACAACAUCAUGAGUUCAGUGGACUUCCUGGCCCAGGAGAAGAUCUGGUUUGACAAACCGCGCUAUGAUGAGGCAGAGAGACGCUUCUAUGAGAGCGUGAAUGGAUCCUCACAACCAACACAGGAUGUUGGAGCUCACACCAUUCUGCAAGACAUUGCUCGGGCCCGAGAGAACAUCCAGAAAUCUCUAGCAGGAAGCACCAGCAGUCCAGCUGAUCAAGGAGAACUCAUCUCUCGCAUCAAGAGCCUGGAGGUGGAGAACCAGAGCUUAUACAAAGUGGUGGAUGACUUGAGGGCUGCGCUUUCCAAACUGGAAUGUCGGGUAGCAGUUCUGGAGAAAUCUCCUGCGUCUGUGACCCCGGCUCCCACUCCGUCAGUUCCCUACACAAAUGGCACUGCCGUCCAGCAGAAGACCAGUCCUCCGGUUAAAGAGGAGGAGGAGGAGGAUGACGACGAUAUUGACCUGUUUGGUAGUGAUGAAGAUGAAGAGGCAGAGCAACUCAAAGAGCAGAGGUUGAAAGAGUACGCGGAGAAGAAGGCCAAGAAGCCCAGCAUCAUCGCCAAGUCUUCAAUCUUAUUGGAUGUCAAACCUUGGGAUGAUGAAACUGACAUGGCGAAGCUGGAGGAGUGUGUGCGCUCGGUGCAGGCUGACGGCCUGUUAUGGGGCACGUCCAAACUGGUUCCUGUGGGUUACGGCAUCAAGAAGCUCCAGAUUGCAUGUGUGGUGGAGGACGACAAGGUGGGAACAGACAUGUUGGAGGAAGAAAUCACCAAGUUUGAAGACUAUAUCCAGAGUGUUGACGUAGCAGCUUUCAACAAGAUCUAAUUCCAGUGUCUCUUUCUGUCUUUUGUCAUGCCUUGUUUCUCUGCUGAUUGUGUCAACGGUUAAUAAUAAUAAAAACAGACUCUUGCACUGAAA
This is a messenger RNA of Micropterus dolomieu (smallmouth bass), 2340 nucleotides long. It is a transcript of the gene eef1db, whose product is annotated as eukaryotic translation elongation factor 1 delta b (guanine nucleotide exchange protein). Gene Ontology annotation, cellular component: eukaryotic translation elongation factor 1 complex; cytosol. Gene Ontology annotation, molecular function: translation elongation factor activity; guanyl-nucleotide exchange factor activity. The transcript has 9 exons. Gene Ontology annotation, biological process: translational elongation. The coding region runs from base 151 to 2247 and encodes 698 amino acids. The record is from RefSeq and is a predicted model, not a curated record. Lineage: Eukaryota; Metazoa; Chordata; Actinopteri; Centrarchiformes; Centrarchidae.